This is a messenger RNA of Ricinus communis (castor bean), 2856 nucleotides long. Its product is annotated as E3 ubiquitin-protein ligase At1g63170. NCBI's taxonomy places the organism in Eukaryota, Viridiplantae, Streptophyta, Magnoliopsida, Malpighiales, Euphorbiaceae. The transcript is spliced from 5 exons. The record is from RefSeq and is a predicted model, not a curated record. Bases 866 to 2179 code for a protein of 437 amino acids. Gene Ontology annotation, molecular function: zinc ion binding.
UGUGCUUAAGCUGUUUAUUUUUGUUAAUUGCUUUAUUUAAGUGACUAGUGGUUGAUUCUAGAUUUUUGAUCAAUUUUAUUACUGUCGAAACUGAUGAUCCUAAAGUAGCAACUUAUUCUUGGCCUCGGAAGAAGAAGAUAACUAAUUUAUGCUUUUCCUUUUCCUUCUUUUUUUUUCAUAGAUUUCUCUAACCUUAAAAUAAUAAUGAUAAUUUAAUGAGUGACUAAAACAUGGGUUAGGUUUUGUAUUGAUGACUGACUUAAAACUUUCCUUUUUAUGGUUUCAAAUUAAAACUGAAAUUGUUUAUUUGUCAUUUUCUAUUUUAUUUUAUUAAUAUUUGUGGCAAGUUUCUUCUUAUUUUCGUCAAGCCGCGGGUCUUUAGUCUUUCGUAUUUUGGGUCUUGAUAAGGCCUGAGGGAAAAUUUCUUUUUAUGAUUUCGGGUGUUUAUUUUUCAUUCAUUUUCAUUUUUUUAAAGUUUAAUUAAUCACUGCUGGUGUGUGCUUUUCUUUUCUGUAAGAAUUGUGUUUGGAAAGCCUGCAAAUGCAAAAGUUCAGUUCAGUUGGAGACAAUUCUCAUAUCUGGGGAGGAUCAUAGUUGCUCGAAUUCAACUCUUUCAACUUGAAAAAAAAAAAAAACAAAGAGAAAGGCAUUUGGAAGUGAUCACCAAUGAAUCUUGUUGAACAGAAUUUAGAUUGCUAUCACUGGUUGACUGCUUGCUGUACCCAGUAUGCUCGAUACAACUUGGUGAAGCUGAGGGACAAGAGUGACAUCUACUCUUUAGUAUUUGAGAAGUGAUAUAUCAAGGUGGUAGUCUCAUUCUGAGAUUCUAUGCUUUCAUUAUUUCCUAUUGGGUUGGUGGACUUAGAUGGAUGUUUCCUCAACAGAGCAACAUUCUGAAAGUCUAACUGACACCUGCCCAUUAUUAAUGGAGCAAUCCAAUAGCAUUAACAGUAGCGAGCACAUUAUUGACAUACCACGGAGCAGUGAUAGCUCACCAUCAACAUCUCAUGACAGAACUACCAGUGGUUUGGAAGCCUCAUCAAAUGAAGACAGGCCUACAACUAGUGUGAGAACACCGUCCAUUUCUCAUCUUUCAACUGGUACCUCUAAUGGAUCAAAUACUCGUAACUCAUCUCUCAUAAGGAGAGGUGAAGCUCGCCGACGCAGGAGUCCAUUGAACUCUGGUUUAUGGAUUUCAGUUGAAUUGGUUCUUACAGUUAGUCAGAUUAUUGCAUCUAUUGUUGUUUUGUCUUUAUCAAGGCAUGAGCAUCCUCGGGCACCAUUAUUUGCAUGGAUCGUUGGUUAUGCAUCUGGAUGUGUUGCUACCCUUCCUCUUCUCUAUUGGCGCUAUCGACAUCGUAACCAGGUUACGGAGCAAGAAGCAGCUCAACCUCGUCAGAGUUCACAUUUUAGUGUUCCUGGAGAUUCCAUUUCUAUUUCAAUCACCAGGAACUCAGAAGUAGUAGAUCGCCGAUCAUCUUCUACUUCAUCUAGAGGUGGUCAAAAUUCUGGAGCCCUGAAUGCAAGACUGAAGACUCUGGUUGAAUACUUCAAAAUGGCUUUGGAUUGCUUUUUUGCAGUUUGGUUUGUUGUUGGCAACGUAUGGAUCUUUGGAGGGCAUUCAUCUGCUACUGAGGCUCCAAACAUGUACAGGUUAUGUAUAGUGUUUCUGACCUUUAGCUGUAUUGGGUAUGCUAUGCCCUUCAUUCUAUGUGCAACGAUCUGCUGUUGCUUGCCUUGUAUAAUAUCUCUUCUUGGGUUUAGAGAGGAUCUGGGGCAGACCAGAGGAGCCACCUCUGAAUCAAUUGAUGCCUUGCCAACAUACAAGUUUAAGUUGAAUAAACAUAGAACUGGUGAUGAUAGAGAUAGUAACUCAGGUGCUGGUGAUGGUGGAGUUGUGGCUGCAGGAACAGAACAUGAACGUUUUAUCUCUGGAGAAGAUGCGGUUUGCUGCAUUUGUUUGGCGAAAUAUGCAAAUAAUGACGAAUUGAGGGAGCUACCAUGUUCCCAUUUUUUCCACAAAGACUGUGUGGAUAAGUGGCUGAAGAUUAAUGCUUCCUGUCCUCUUUGCAAGACUGAGGUCGGCGAAAGUGUUAUGGGUUCACUCACUGCAACAAAUACUGGUCAGCGGCAAGUUGAGAGUAGGGUGGGCAAUGGCUUGGCAAGCACCAUGUUUUGAUUUCAUCAUUAGAUUAGAGUAAUGUUAUAUAUACAUAAUACCAAUUUAACAUUCUGUAAAGUGCUAUUGUUUUUCUCCACAGAUCACAUGGAUUGAGAAAUUUCUGUAUGAUUUUGUGCGAUACCUUCUUUUUCAAUCUGCCUUUUUACUUGCCAAAUCAAACUUCUGUGAGCAGAUAUAAAUGUAGGAGCGCCGUUUUCUUUAUAUGUUAACUUUCUUAUUUUCUGUUUCCUUUUCGAUUCUGAAGGAUACGGUGCAGGUGGACCUGAAUAGGUACUGUCCGGUCAAAGAAUGUGCUGAUUUCAGCUCUCAAGCAAUGGAUGACUGGAUGUUGUUGCCUCGAAAGUUACUGUCUCAAUGGGCAAAGGGGUGAGAGAAGGAUGCUGUCAAUGAGAGAUGGAGAUGGUUGCUAAAUCCAAUCUUUGGUUAGAGACUUAUUUAGCCAGAUUGGCUCUCCUUCUGUGUCUGCUCUCCUUUGUUGAUUGCUGUGCAGGCAAUACCAGAAAUCUCUGUAAAAUCUAGUUUACAAUCUUUGCUUUAUGAUCUUGUGCUGAAAAGUAAAAGCAUGGCCUUGUGCAUGGAGGACCUUAGCAGCCAAAACGAUUGUGUCAAUCCCUGAUAUGCGAUAAUAUGAAGAAGAUUGAUCGAGGGCAAUCUCAUUUUCAUCUCAUCUUAAA